This is a messenger RNA of Thrips palmi, 2388 nucleotides long. RefSeq lists its product as uncharacterized. Bases 223 to 1656 code for a protein of 477 amino acids. Lineage: Eukaryota; Metazoa; Arthropoda; Insecta; Thysanoptera; Thripidae. The transcript is spliced from 12 exons. The record is from RefSeq and is a predicted model, not a curated record.
CUAUGAAAGGGAAGUCACUAAGAACUUUCAAAGAGAGGCAUCUCAUAACGUGCACUGUUCCUCUUCCGACCAGUCCUACCUUACCUUGCAUCCGAUCAGGCGAAGAAGCAGCAGAAAACUCUCGCAAGCGUGCCAAAAGCAAUAGAGGGGACGAUCCAAGGGUCCUACGAAGAAUCCAAUCAGAGUUAUUCAUAGUCCGUCCUGUCCGCACUUCUAUCCACGAUGUCUGCAAAGGGCCCCUUCUGCUUCAUCGCGCCCCUGGGCCCGUGCGCCGUGUGCGGCGAGUCCGGCCGGGCGUGCUCCAAGUGCCGCGUCGACUACUACUGCGGCAAGGAGCACCAGAAGGCCCACUGGCCCCAGCACCGGGCCGGCUGCGGCAGCGUGGCGCUGCGUGGGGGAGCCCUCGUGGCGGCCAAGAACAUCCCGGCCGGCACCGCCAUCAUGCGCGAGCAGCCGUCGGUCGCCUUCCCCGCCUCGUUCCACGCGUUCGCGCAGGUCAAGUCCAUGACGGAUUGUAGUUUAAUGUGUCAUGUUGACGCGCGUCAAGCCCCGAGCCUGAAGGUGUUGUGUGUCGGGUGCUGCAUCGACUUGGACAGAUGGCUGUCCCAGUGCCGCCGCUGCGGGCUCCCCGUCUGUUCUGACGCCUGCAGCCGGUCCGUGGACCACCAAGUGGAGUGUCAGAUUUUCCAGCGUGCCAAGUUCGUUGUCCCCAAGGCUCAUCUCAGAAACGCGGACAUCCCACUCGGGGUCGUCGUGGCAACACUGCGAACAGCCACAGCAUGUGCCAGCAACUCACUGCUUCAACACCUAAAGCCGGAAACUGUAUUCAGUGAAAAUGCACCUAAGAUGUCGCCUUGGAUAGGCGUCACCACGAAGCUGGCGGCCCGAGUGGUGCGAUACCUGCGCCAGAAUGCGCGCAUCAAGUGGCUGUCCGAACGCGACCUGGAGCGCGCCGCCCGCCUGGCCACUGCGUUCGGGACUGUGACCGCCACGGAAGAAGGGAUGCCGGGGUUCUUGGGCGUGCUGUAUGCGGGAAUGUCCCUCAGGAACCACAGCUGCUUCCCUAAUUCCGCUGAUGUGACGAAGACCCCUGGCACUAGGGAGUUGCUUGCGGUGACAACGAAGGACGUUGUUGCUGGCGACUUCAUCACCGUUAGUCGUGAGUGCGGCAACUGGGUGGACAGCACAUACGAUCGCCGGCAGUCUGUGUUGAUUCGCUGGGGCUUCAUUUGUGGUUGCGAGCGCUGCGUCGACACCACCGAGCUUGGAAUGUACGUGGGCUCUCCCUGCUGUGCGGACUGUGCAGGGCAAGGGAAGCAGUGCUACGUGCUGCCUGUUGAUGAUCAUCAUAGUUCCUGGCGCUGCUGGGCCUGCAACAAGACAAUGACGUCAUCUCAGGUUAAUGAUCUCACUACAGCAGCAAAGAUCAAGCUGGCUCAACUUCGUGGAUCCUCACCCGACCAGUUGUUGAAGUUCAUCGAGGACAGUGUGUACCCACGGGGCCUCCUGCACCCCAGCCACUCAGUGAUGCUGCAUGCAAAGGAAGCCUUCAGAGCCAAAUUCUGGCACCCCAUGGCCGAGGAUUUCAUUAUGCAGGUUGGAGCGGACCGCUGGAAGGACGUGAUCCGCGAGCAGCUGCGAGUCUGGACCGACUGAUGCCCGGCGCCAAUGCCUGGCGCUUCAAAAUGGUGGCGGAGCUGCGCUUCCUCGAGCUGGGGAGUCUGCAGGCCGUCGUCUCCGAACGCGUCCGGACCGAGGAGACCGAGCGGAAGAUCAACACGCACAAGGAGAAGUUGUUGGACCUUAACAAGCAGCUGUGCAGCCUGAUCUUUAGCAGGGAUCAGGAAGGGCUGAAGAAAGCUUUGAUUGAAGAUCCAUUCACUGGCACCUUUGAUUUAGAGUAGUGGAAGACUAAUCUUCCAUCUCCAAGAUGAUUUAGAGUAGUGGAAGACUAAUCUUCCAUCUCCAAGAAUGUUGACACAUCGCUUUCUUCUUUCAAGUAAUUGUAGUAGGCCUUGCGAGGUGCCUUAAAAUGCUUUUUGUAUUGUUUGCCGAUAGGACUACUGUAUGAUGUAUCAAAGAACCUCUGACCAGAUUCACCAACACGUAUAUGAUUUUAGCUUCGUUCAUUUAAAACUAUCAGUCAUACGUCUUAAUUUAUCCUGGACCUCUUCUGAGGCGUGCAUGCACGUAAUGUUUGAUUGUAGAUGUCCGUGUUUGCUGUGUACAUGCUGAGAUGAGUGCUUAAGUGUGUAAUGAGUAGUCAUCAUAUCUAGACUUCGCAGAUGUGUAGACAUAUGUGGACUCCAAAGCACAUACAUGAAUGUGUUCUUCUAUAUUAUUGAACUCUGGGACACAGAAUAAGAAUAAACAGUUGAUGAUUUUGAA